Molecule: messenger RNA, 1456 nt
Organism: Andrographis paniculata
Lineage: Eukaryota; Viridiplantae; Streptophyta; Magnoliopsida; Lamiales; Acanthaceae
Product: peter Pan-like protein
Exons: 9
Coding region: 259-1296 (345 amino acids)
Biological process (GO): ribosomal large subunit assembly; rRNA processing
Cellular component (GO): preribosome, large subunit precursor
Molecular function (GO): rRNA binding
Source: RefSeq, a predicted model, not a curated record
CUCCAUUCAGUUUGCACCCAUCCGCCCCUCUCCGCCCCCUUUUCCCCUUUUUCCAGUCGCGCGAGUCUCUUCGGACUCUGCCUUCAUUUCGAUCCCCCUAAAAGCGGUUUAUGAGCUCUAAGGAGAAGCCCACUCUCGGAAACCCUAGGCUCUGCUCUGUCGUCGUUUCCUACUGUGAGGGCGUCUGCUGUUGAUUUCUCAGGAGCUUCGAUUAGAUUGAGAUUUCAAGCUACGGAAUUGUAGUUCUUCUAUAGGAAGAUGCCUCGCUUUCGGAAUAAGAAGAGGAAACCGUUUGUUAAACCUACUAUAAAGAAACAACCGAUCGUAGACCAUGUAACCGGGGACAAGAUCCCGAAGAGUUUUGUGUUUUCUCGGGGAAAGUUACCCGACGUUCUUCGAAAAUUGCAGAUGGAUUUAAGAAAAUUGAUGCUUCCAUUCACGGCUCUCAACCUCAAGGAAAAAAAGAGGAACAAUCUCAAAGAUUUUUUGAACGUGGCAGGCCCAAUGGGUGUUACACACUUCCUGAUUUUAUCGAAAACUGAUUCUGCGCCGUACUUGAGGGUUGGUAGAACACCACAGGGCCCAACUCUAACCUUCAAAAUUCUUGAGUAUUCGUUGGUUGCUGAUGUUGUCAAGUCUCAAUUGCGUCCGAGAAGUCAUAAAGAUCUUUUUGAUAACCCGCCUUUGAUUGUCCUUUCUGGUUUCGGGACUGGGGAGCAGCAUCUUAGGCUUACAACUAUAAUGUUUCAGAACAUGUUUCCUGCCAUUGAUAUAAACACUGUCAAGCUUUCUUCAUGCCAAAGAAUUGUGCUGCUAAAUUACAACAAAGACACCAAACAUAUAGAUUUCCGGCACUAUUCAAUCAGAUUACAACCGGUUGGGGUGUCACGACGAAUAAGAAAAUUUGUACAGAGCCAUCUGGCCCCUGAUUUGAGAACUCUUCAGGAUGUCAGUGAUUAUUUAACAAAGGCUGGUUAUGGAUCAGAAAGUGAAGUGGACGAUGAAGCAGCAACUGUAAGUCUACCAAUGGAUCUUGGAAGAGUUAAUAAGGCAUCAAGUAAGAGUGCUGUCAAACUUCAAGAAGUUGGACCUAGAAUGACACUUCAGUUGGUAAAAGUUGAGGAAGGAUUGUGCUGUGGAGGAAUCAUAUUCGAUGCAUUCGGAAAUAAUGCACCGAGCAAGAACAAGAAAUCGGACGAGAACGACGAAGAAGGAGGUGAUGGUCGUGAAGAAACAGAUCAAGACGAGGAACUAAGUGAUGGUAGCGAAGGCAGCGAUGAAGAUAAUGAUGAAUAGGUGUGAGAAGAUUAAGAUUAGUGUGUUAUAAAGGGAAUUGUUGUUAGCUUGCGCUGCCAUGCAUUGUAAACCGAUGACUCUGUAUUAUGCAUUGUAAACCGAUGACUCUGUAUUAUCUGAUUCCUAUUAUUUUAAAUUUAAAAUGGCAUAAUUGGGCUUA